This is a messenger RNA of Cryptomeria japonica (Japanese cedar), 1461 nucleotides long. RefSeq names its product ethylene-responsive transcription factor LEP. Gene Ontology annotation, biological process: regulation of DNA-templated transcription; ethylene-activated signaling pathway. Gene Ontology annotation, molecular function: DNA-binding transcription factor activity; DNA binding. The transcript has 3 exons. The record is from RefSeq and is a predicted model, not a curated record. The coding region runs from base 213 to 1130 and encodes 305 amino acids. NCBI's taxonomy places the organism in Eukaryota, Viridiplantae, Streptophyta, Pinopsida, Cupressales, Cupressaceae.
ACCUGUUUGUCGUUCUCCGAUUUGUGGACAGUUUGUUACUUUUUGUCGAAGACCCAGAUUUUAGCUGAGUGUUCAAAAGCGAAUGCUCAACAAAGCAUAUCAAAGAGGUGGAUCCGAGUCGGGUUCGAAUCCAGGCCUUCUCUAUUAGAAUCAGCUUUAGAAAGAAUAGUUUGGCAGUGAUUUCUGCUUUAUCCCGUGUAGUUGCUGGAGGUAUGGAAAAACAGACCCAGCAAUUGCUCGCCGGACAGAAAAGACACAGAAAUGAUCUGCCGUUGACGGGAAUCACAAAACCCAUCUGCUUCAAAACCGAUCAGAUUUUCUAUGGUGCAUCCAAUAGAGAGGUAGAGAAGUUGGAGAGAAAAGAAAAGGAACACCCUGUAUUUAUAGAAGCAAACCCCAAUGGGCAACAGCAGAAGAGACAGAGGCGUUAUAGAGGAGUAAGACAAAGACCGUGGGGUAAAUGGGCUGCUGAGAUUCGUGACCCAAAGAAAACAGCUCGAGUUUGGCUCGGUACUUUCCAGACUGCAGAAGACGCGGCCAAAGCUUACGAUGAUGCUGCUUUCAAAUUAAGAGGAGCAAGGGCUAAACUAAACUUUCCAGAAAGAGCAGGCCUCGCAGCUAGUAAUAAUAAUGAUGAUGUUUCCUUUCCAAACGCAACCCCAACACUAAGAGAUUCUCUAUUCCCAUUCAAUCGAAUGUCGGCUCACUUGCAAAGCAGUAGUAGUGCAAUAGUACACGGCGCCACUUGUUUUGACUCCUCUUCAUUAUGCUUUCCUCAUUUCCCUGAGCUUCCCCGCUACACUAAGCUUCCACAACAGCCUUAUAGUUUUACUCAUCAUUAUGAUGCCAUUCAACGUUCUUAUCAGCUGCAGCAAGAACAGCUAACUGUUUCUUAUUGUCAAAGCGAGGGAAGUAUGGAUUAUGAGAACUUUACCGGGAAGUCCAUUUUGGGUUCAUCAUUGACCAUAGAUCACCCCGUAUCGUUACCCAAUAAUUUUUUGCAACAGAAGCUUCUUUCACAAAAUUUAGCUCAGACAGGUAAGAGUACUGGACAGCAAGGGUUAAUUUUUUUUCCAGAAACUGCUACUGAUCAAACAUGUCUCAGCCUGGCUGCUGCUCAACAUGACUGAGAAUCCUCAGUAGCACUUGCUUCACUUAAUUGCUUUUCGAAGAUACCUAGACGACAAGGACGAAGAAGUAAUAUACCCACUUACUGCAAAAUACAGUUUCUCUAUGCUGGUUCUAUCUUUUCACAUUUCCCAUCUAGAAUAUUAUAACAUCUUCCAUUAUUUUUCCUUGUAGAUCCUAACUCUCUGAAGUCUUUUUGUUAAUUGGUGUAGGCUUCAUUAGAAAUCAAAAUAUUGUAUAAAUAUAAUGUUCAAUCCACGCUUAAGGUUCAAGCAUAAGAUCAACUAUCAGACCUUAUCUGGUCUCCUGUAUUGUUGUGAGAUUAAUAUGAAU